This is a messenger RNA of Phyllopteryx taeniolatus (common seadragon), 7327 nucleotides long. It is a transcript of the gene mef2aa, whose product is annotated as myocyte enhancer factor 2aa. The record is from RefSeq and is a predicted model, not a curated record. Bases 416 to 1936 code for a protein of 506 amino acids. Lineage: Eukaryota; Metazoa; Chordata; Actinopteri; Syngnathiformes; Syngnathidae. Gene Ontology annotation, biological process: heart development; cell differentiation; positive regulation of transcription by RNA polymerase II. The transcript has 10 exons. Gene Ontology annotation, molecular function: DNA-binding transcription factor activity, RNA polymerase II-specific; histone deacetylase binding; protein dimerization activity.
UCACAGGGGGCGGAGCCUUGCUGUCAAGAGGCAGACUGGCUUUUUCUGAGUUUGUCAGCUUCCCCCCUCCUCCCGCUCAACGCCCCCGAAAAUAGCAGCCCAGCGUGUUCAAUGUGAACCGAAAUUACGGUCUAUCCAGCGGAGCUGCCGAUACAGAGCGUCUCCAACAACGUCCCGGGACGAAAAAGAUUGUGCUGGGUGACUGCUGAAGAGCAUAUGGUGCGUGGAGACCAGUGAAAGUGCGCAUAUCAGAAGAAGGACUUGCACAAUGUGCUAGGAGAACGGUGGACGCAAAGUGUGUGUGUGUGUGCGUGUGUGUGUGUGCGCGCGUGUGUGCGCGCGUGUUUUCAUUUGUCCGAUAUCGUCAGUGAAGUGAAGUGAAGUGAAGAGACGGGAAAAAGGACAAGGAGGAGACAUGGGGCGGAAGAAGAUACAGAUCACCAGGAUAAUGGAUGAAAGGAACAGACAGGUUACUUUCACAAAGAGGAAGUUCGGCCUGAUGAAGAAGGCCUAUGAGCUGAGCGUGCUGUGUGACUGCGAGAUCGCACUCAUUAUUUUCAACAGCUCCAACAAGUUGUUCCAGUAUGCCAGCACGGACAUGGACAAAGUGCUGCUCAAGUACACAGAGUACAACGAACCCCACGAGAGCAGAACCAACUCCGACAUUGUGGAGAAAUUAAGAAACAAAGGCCAUAAUGACUGUGCUAGCCCCGAUCCCGAAGACUGUUUCGGGCACAGCCCCCUCACCGAUGACCAUUUCGGCAAACUAAGCGAAGAGAGCGAUUUAAUGUACAAGCGCUGCGGUGCGCUAAACAAGAAAGAACACAGAGGUUGCGAUAGCCCGGACCCCGAUGCCUCGUAUGUCCUCACUCCUCAUACUGAAGAAAAGUAUAAAAAAAUUAAUGAGGAGUUUGAUAAUAUGAUGAGAAAUCAUAAAAUCCCCACAGUGUUGCCUCAGCAGAACUUCUCCAUGCAUGUGGCCGUACCCGUGUCCAACCCCAACGUCAUGUACCAGCCCGGAAGCGUGACUCUGAGCACCCAGAGCUUAGCGGCGGCCGCAGCCUCCCUCGGUGACAACGGGAUGCUGUCCCCUCAGCAGGCCUCCUUGCAUAGGAAUGUGGGCUCCAGCGGAGGCCCCCAGAGGCCCACCAGCGCAGGCAACGGCUUCACCAACCCCAGGGGAUCCCCGGGCCUCCUCAGUGCACCCAGUGGCAACGGCCUGGGUAAAGUCAUGCCCACCAAGUCUCCGCCGCCCCCCGGAGGGAGCAUGGGAAUGGGAGGCCGCAAGCCAGACCUGAGGGUUGUCAUCCCUCCAUCUAGCAAAGGGAUGAUGCCCCCACUUAACACCCAAAGGAUAAGCAGCUCCCAGUCCACCCAGCCACUGGCCACUCCAGUGGUAUCUGUCACCACACCCAGCUUACCUCCACAAGGACUGGUGUACUCUGGCAUGCCCACCUCCUACAACCCUGCUGAGUAUUCCCUGAGUAGUGCAGAUCUCUCCUCCCUGCAGGGCUUCAGCUCUCCCGGGCUGUCGCUGGGCUCCAUGUCAGCAUGGCAACAGCAUCAACUGGGCCAAGCAGCGCUUAAUUCUUUGGUCAGCGGCGGAGGGCACCUACCUCAGGGCUCCAACCUCUCCAUCAGCACGAACCAGAGCAUCAACAUUAAGUCGGAGCCCAUCUCACCACCGCGAGAGCGCGUCACCUCCUCCGGCUUCCCGCCCCAGCACCAGCAGCACGGUCCCGGCCGGCAACAGGAGGGCCUGGGACGCUCGCCCGCCGACAGCCUCAGCUCCUCCUGCAGCUCCUACGACGGCAGCGACCGCGAGGACCAUCGGGCGGACUUCCACUCGCCCCUCAGCCUGGGCAGAGCCCCUCCGGCCGGCGACAGGGAAAGUCCCUCUGUCAAGCGCCUGCGCAUGGAUGCGUGGGUGACAUAGAGCGGCGGUGGGUGUGGAGCAGGCAAGAGCAAAGGGUCCUUCUAGCUAAUGAUAUCUUUAUUCAACAACCCCCCGGUUUAGUUUGUAAAUGAAGCGCAGGUACUGACUGUCAGACAGGAACAGUGAGGCGUUCAGAGACAAACAUGUUACACUAGAUUGUUUGAAGUCAUCUGACAAUUAUAUUAUGUCGUUGCUGUUUUGCUGUAUUGCUCACAAACAGAGAGCACGCUGAGGGCCACCGUUUUUCGAAUCAUGCUGUAAACACUCACUCUCCUAUACACAAAGAUAUGUCAAGAGGCCUCUAAUUUAUUGACGUGGAGUGGAGGGAGAAUUUCAAAUGAAGGAAUCCAUUGCAAAAAUGGUGUCGUGUUCAUGUUGCUGUUAAAGGGGACAUAUUAUGGGAAAUUGACUUUUGAAUUGCUUGAACAGUAGUCCCCACACUAUUCGCAGAGGAUAGGACACAAGCCCUGAACAAACGUGAAUAAUGGACACUCCUCCCAAAAUGUUUUCAUUAAUCGACACUAUUUAUAGUUUAAAAUAUAAAUAUACCACAAAUUAUGAUCCAAAACCAAGCAGAUCUUUCAACAUUGCCCUUAAAAAGAAAGGGCUUACAAAUGAUUUAUUUGAUUUUGAAAUAAUGCAAAAAGAAGUGUACUUGCAUGUGUGGCAAUUACUCUCCGUAACUUGUGUGAACAACCCAGGCUAAACCAAGCUCCCUCAGUCAAGAUAUACAAUACUUAUUUGGCACCAAUUCUUAUUUAAACACUGGGCUUCUUUGGAAAGUCAGAUCUCCUAACCUGUAUACCACCUCUCCUUUACCUUUGUGGAAAAGGUCAUCGGGUCAUGGCGAGACGUAAAGAUGCUUCUUUUUGAACAUAGGAAAGAACAGCACUGUUUAAAAUGAAUUUGACUGCUCUUUUCUUAACCAAUGUCGUGUGAUGGAAAGUAUUGCUGAUGUAAGUCUCUAGCGUGAAACUAGUAUUUUCCAAAGAUGGACUGCAAAUAGCGCUCCUUCGAUCCAUGCAUGCUUAUUAUAUUUUUUUUUCAAUCAGGUUGUCGCCAGUAGUGAGAAUCAAGAGGCUAAAGUUAUGUUCAUGUGGAAAUUCACUGCCCCCAAUAGUCUUUCUUAAAUGUGAAAUUGGCAUUUAUUUUCUAGUGGCCUGAAUCUUGGACUACGAAAUGUCUAAUGUUAACAUUGUUAGGAAUUGUUUAGUAGCAUAAGGGUAACUUACUUGCAAUUUAAUGCGUCUUCUCCAUAGGUCUUUUCUUUUGCUUCUGUACAUUUGAGCAUCUUCACGUAGAAUCGGUAAACUUCAUUGGUGCCCUUUGGCUUAAAUAUGGCUGCCAUGAAGGAUUAUGGGUAACACCAUUUUCAUAAGUGGUUGAUCAGGAUUAAUCUAUGAUGGUUAAAGGUUGCAUCGAGGCACCAAAAGAACAGAAAGUUCCUAAGUAAAAAAAACAGAAUUUGAAGAGGCCUGCAGCUUUGGCGGCAUCUUGUGGCAUUUCACAAAGAGCACAAAAAAUUUCAGUAAAUAGCUGGGGAGUGAUUUCACAGGAAAAAACAAAACAAAACACAAAUAGGUGAAUUUGCCAAUAGUGAACCACGAAUAGGCUGGGGAUUACUAUAUACAAAUCGUGUAAAAUGACAAAACCAAGUAAAUGUUUAGUGAGCUGCCAAAUUGUGUCUGCAAGCAAGCCAUUCUGAUUUUGCCGAAUUGUGACAUCCCAAGCAGGAUAAUUUACAUAACACAGCCCGAGUUUCUCACCCAAGACUUGGCAGCCAAAAUGGGUGAAUCGCCGCCAUUUUCAAGCGACAGUCAGACCACACAGAAACUAUCAUGUCAAAGCCAAAAGCUAAGCAGAGCUGCAAUGUUCUUCAAUGCACAAAUUGUCCACUGUAGCUUCUGAUAAGCAGCAAAUAGUUGCAUGUUCAGUGAAGUUGUCGCCUUGUAACCCAAGUGUAAUCUAGCAGUCUUUAUGGUGAGGGUUUUUACAGACUCUGGGCUCAACAAGUAGCCACUCCCUAAAGCGGUUCUCUUUUUGGCACACCCCGCAGUAGAGGGGACGGGAUGAGCAGUGGGUCAUUUGCACUAGACUGGACCGCUCCCUUGAAUCAGGCUGAAAAGAGGGUCUCAAGUGUGGUGUAAUUCUUCAUUCUUGGGGUGAAGAGAAAUGCGUACUAUGUCUCCUUUAAAGUUAAACGAGUAUGAAAUAGGGAAGUACUGUAAGUGUGCAAUGAAGUUCAACCUGCCCAAUCUUCAUCAGUAAUAGAAGCCAUCAGUAAUACUCUUCUUUUGCAAACACCCGGAUUUGUUUACCGCGUCAUCUCCAACUUAAAGCCAUUCUUUUCUAUUCACAAUUGUUGAGCCAAAACCUUUGGUUUCGUUUUGUAAAUAGCCACUUGAAUAGAGUCUUUCGCGGGAGUGUGCACUACUAUCUAGGAGAAAAAAAGCUAUAUAUUUUUGUGGAUGAGCACCAAAUUGAAUGCAGUGUACUACACUUUAAAAGGAGAACACUUGCUGGUCCGUAUUUGAAUUUGGAUCUUUUAGUAGCCAAUGAGCUUUUACUUUGUCAUAAAUACACUGCUGUCAUGUCAUCCACACAUCGACUUUUCAUCUAACGCAGUGUUUCUCUUAUUGGCCUAAGUCGCAUAUUUUACUUUAGGAAAAUCAGACAGACCACCAAACCAAUAUGUCCCAAAAGUAUAUACACCGAAAUAAGGAUGCGUUUGUCUCAAUUUACUCACAGAUUUACUAACUCUGCGCCUGUCAGGUUGAACGCAAAGCUAUUUUUCUCUUGUAUGAUUGGCAACAGGUGGAUAUACAGUUUAAUUGUACCUUCUGCCAGCAUUUAAUUGUUCUGCCUGUCACUGUAUGUUGCUGGCAUAGAUAGAUAAAGAUACAUUAUUUGUAGUAAAUAAAUCAUUAUGUCACAGUAGUUGGGAAUCACGGAUCUAAUGUAAUUACAAAUGGAUCACGUGCCAAAGCCUUGACUCGUUUCCCCUCUCUAUCAGCACACAAAUGACCGGCGUCAACAUGCUGGACAAACAAUCCACUUUCAGGAAGCGUCGCUCUGCACUGGCCGUGCGCUUCAAUCUUCGCAGCAUUAGUCCUCAGUACACAGCCCCAUGGUGAUCUAUGCAGUUUUGAAGCCCACAGAAAUCACACACAUGAUCCACAUACAGCCUCGUAAGUGCCACCGCUGCAUGAAUUGAUUUAGAAAACAAAUACACAUACACCCGAUUACUGGUACAGUGGAAAGUCUAACACAAUCUAAAUUUCCACAUCGGAAAUCAUGGAAAGUCAAUUAAUUUGACUCAAUAAGCCAUUUUUACCUGUCCAGGCAAUGUUUGAAACAACAUUUUAACAUCCUGUAACAGUCAAACAAGUGCAAAGAGACAUUAAACAACUGUAUAAUACAACAAAACUACUAGGUAGAAUUUAUUUGUGGAUGCAGUUGAUAUUUAACUCCACAGCUUGACACUUUUGUAUGUAUGAUGCAGUCCGUUAAAUUUCCGCUUUUAUGGUUUCUAUCACAAAUUUCCUCUUGUCGUCACUUCUACCAUUCUGUGAUGGCGUCACAAAAAAUGCCAAAGAAAGCAAAACACACUGGUGGAGAAUUUGCAGUGUGUCAAAAUCACCAUUCGUCAUAUUAUACAGUAUAUCAUAUUACAUAUUUCGGUCAUCACGGUCAUUGUACUCCAAAUUUUGCAGACCCUUUUACAUAAUUCGAUGAUUAGCUAUUCGUCCUGACACAUUGAUGCCUCACUAGUUUUCAAUUUGUUUUACUUUUGAACACAACAAGAACAUUUUGUUUAAAUUCCAAAUUGUUCCACUUUUUGAAGUGUGUUGGAUGUUCCAUUGUAUUCUUUAGAGCAAGGAUGUGGAACCUACUCCAUAUAUAUAUAUAUAUAUAUAUAUAUAUAUAUAGAAAUAUAGACGUGAGCCUUGCAAUUGUAAAAUCAAAAGCAGUGACAAAUUCAACUUUACCACGUUGCGCCCAUAUUAAAUUGCACAGACAGAAUAAGAUCAUCUGUUUAUCUUCUCCCAAAUGUCGAGGAUACCUGCUUCAAAUUGGGGCUUCUUUGUCGAAUUCCCUCGUUGGAGUUUGCUUAAAAUACCUGCUUCAAACCAAAAUGGCCAACUUCCUGUGCAAUUCGGGGCAUGGGUCCUUGAGACCUUUUUGUGCUACUUGCUACGAUAGACAAGUCCACCCAAUUUCAUGUAGAUCAGUGCAACUGGUGUCGGGGGCUAAUUUUCGACAACUUUCCAGGGGGCGCGACUGAGUGAGUUUUGGGGGGGGUUGUGUUAGGGACCCCUAAAAUACAUUUUCACCAGGAUGCGCACACUUGCCAAUAUACUAUAGGCGAGUUCUCAGCAUGUUGAAGCCCCUCAAAAGGCGAUUCAGCCGUUGGUAGAGACAGCAAUACCAAUUCCAACUGUCAUUAAAAAGCCCCAAAACCAAUUCAAUUCACAAAUGCUCAUAAUGUAUAAUAAUUACAUAUUUUUUCCAUACAUUAAACAUAGUCAAUGAUACCCCUUGGCUGCUUUAAACAGUAUACAGCAGGUGAAACUAGCAAUAAUAAAGCGACCCCCAACGUAGCAGCACACACAUUUUUUUUUAGCACUUGAUGCCAUUUUACUCUUAUCAGGGAAUUUUCUAGUAUCUAUAUGCACAUGUAGGAAAUGCCUUAUCCCAAAGAUAUACAACACCACUCAAUAAAAUCCACGCCUCACUUAUCAAGAAGAAGAAAAAGCACAAGGCCAAUACAUUGCGACGCACUCUUGCUCCUCUCUAAAUGAUGAAUGUGAAAAGGAAUCACACUUAUAUAUAUAUAUAUAUAUAUAUAGUGAAAAACACAAACGUGUGUGUUGUUUGCUCAGUGUUUGUAGUCCCAAUUAGUUGACUUAAUAAAUAAAAGAAGCGGUUUUUCUCGGUUUGACUGCUUGGACCGUUUUGGCGGCACAAGCUGGACUUUGUUGCCAAAAAUGUUAUUUGUUCUUUUCCAAAAAAAAAAAAAGAAAAAAAGAAAAAAAAGAGGAAUAAAUGUUAAGUUAAACAACAUUUUAUUUUAUUUUCAUCCUAUAAUAAAGAAAUAUCCAAGUGAACUUCGUAUUGAACAAUUCAAAUUCUAUGCUAUUAGAUAUUUGUUGUACAAAAUUUGUAUUUUUCAGAAAAGUACAAAUAUUGGCUUUUAAUGUGUUAUUUAGUUUUUAGCUUUCUCUUACUGUGUAUAUACAUGCAUAAAAAAUGACAAACGCUGACAUGGCAUUUGUUGUUGUGAAGUCGCACACACAGUAGCAAACUUGUUUUAACACAGUGUAUGUUCAGUCUGGACAUGAUGUCUAAUUCAUCUUUGACGUGCCCAUUAAAUGCAUUUAUUGGCCUGAA